Messenger RNA from Neodiprion fabricii, 3474 nucleotides. Its product is annotated as leucine-rich repeat-containing protein 40-like. The coding region runs from base 187 to 1992 and encodes 601 amino acids. NCBI's taxonomy places the organism in Eukaryota, Metazoa, Arthropoda, Insecta, Hymenoptera, Diprionidae. Gene Ontology annotation, molecular function: protein binding. The record is from RefSeq and is a predicted model, not a curated record. The transcript has 5 exons.
CUUAACCUAGUCUUAACAGAGAAUGAAAGAAACUUUAACACAACUGUCAAAUGUCACAUGGCGAAAAAAAUUUCAUAACGUAUCGUAGUGGAAUCUACCUCUUAAUUCGAGUUAGAUUUUAUUCUUAAUAAGGCAUUGAAAUAAAAUAGUUUAGGAAUAACCUAAACAAUCAUAGAGGCAGUAAUUAUGACAUCUGAAAAGAAUUUCGACGUCGCAUCGCCUGAGGAUAAAGAACUGGAAAAAUUGGUGAAUGGCAGAAUUAACGGCCUCCUGCCCAUUUCACAGACACUGAGUCUUGACUCGAUGCUGGAAAAUCACAACGACCUGGAAGAUAUAUUCAAAUCCCAAGAAUUUACCAAAGUCGUAGACUUCUCAAUGAAAGAUAACAACCUAACUAGCCUACCAAAAAAUUUUACCUCCAACUUAUCUAGUGUUACUAGAAUCGACGUAUCAAAUAACAAUCUGCAGGACCUUGAGAUCUGCUUCGAGAGCCUGAAAAACCUCCAAGAAUUAAUAGUCGAUAAAAAUCGACUUGAAGAACUGCCGAACGACUUAGGAGAGCUAGUUAAUUUAAAGGUUCUCAGCGCUGCGGGGAAUAAGUUGACAAUUAUUCCUGAGAGUUUUGGAAAUAUAAAAAAUCUAGAGAAACUCGAACUGAGUCACAACAAGAUAAAAAGCUUUUCCGUUACCUGCGUUAAUUUGGAUAAUCUCAAAGUGCUGAAUUUGUCUUUUAACGAAUUGAGAACGGUCCCCAAAUGCGUGGUCGAAGGAUCGUCAAGGCUGGAGGUUCUGGACUUGUCACAUAAUAAUAUAACGGAAAUCACUAGGCCACCUUGUAGUAGGAAUUUACGAAAAUUCUAUUUCAAAAACAAUCCGAGAAAUGAACAAUUCCCGGACUGGAUACUCGCCGAACGAUUCUCAAACCUCCAGGAAGUCGUACUGGAUGAAACCCGCUUUUCAUCUUUUGAUCUACCAACCAAAUCUUUUGGUCAGACAUUUUCGCACCUCAAAAAAUUGUCCAUGUCCAAAUGCAGGCUCUCUGACACGUCGUUUGACCAAUUGUCUCAGUCGCUACCAGAUCUGGAGUAUUUGAACGUCGGAAAUGAUGUAACGAACGUGGAUGGCAAUGUUUUCUGGGUAAUGCCGGCAGCGAAUUUAAAAAGUCCUGCAAACAUUGUGGAAAUUAAUAUCCAGGCUGCCGGUCUGCCCGCAUUGCCGUGCGAAAUAAAUAUGCUGAGAAAUUUGACCCGGCUCAAUGUGAGCAAAAACAACAUUUCGUCUCUGCCUGAAGAAUUUUGCGAACUGGAGAAAUUAGAGAUUUUCAAUGCGGCGCACAACAACUUGUAUGCCUUGCCGCAGCGACUCGGUAACCUUACCGCACUUAGGGUACUUUUUCUCGAAACGAACAAGCUCACCAGUUUGCCUGAUUCAAUUCAAUCACUAUCGAAACUGGAGUGCCUUGAUCUAUACAAUAAUGAGUUCCACGAGUUGCCAAAGCAGCUGGAAAAAAUUCCCAACCUGCAGGCUCUCGAUAUUGAGGGGAACAUUUUUAAGACUGAUAAUUUACAGAUAUCAAAUAUCGAGUACCUGAAGGCAAGAAAUAUCUUGAGAUCAAUGAGCAGCUUUCUGCUCGUUCGCACAGAUGAAUCAAAGAUUGCCUAUAGCUCUGACGACGGAUCGAUUUCCUCGCUCGAGUACUGGGACCAGCUAAGCCUGGGGGACAAAUCAAUGAUAGAUACAAAUCUCAGCGACGUUGGCAGUGUUGAAAACUGGGAUAUAUCUGAGGAUUCGGCUGAUGAUUAUGACCCAACAGCACAACCGAGGACUCACAACUCGCACUCGCCGUUCACCGUGUCGUCUGUACUUUAUGACGGAAAUUUUUGCCCAGCGGAUUUACACCGUGCUAGAAUAAGAGAUCAGCUGGCAGCGAUGCAAGGAAACACCGGUAGGCAAACACCGAGUAUAGAAGAAGGACAGUUUGACGACGCCUGACAAUGAAUUUAAAAAAACAAUAAAAAAUAAGCGUGUUGGUCAGUUCAUUUGAACAUAUGCUUAUUUUACGAACUUGGAAUUCUUCCAACAUUCGGAUUAGUUCAAAUAAAUUUAAUGUUCCUUCAUUUACGGCCAAUAUGCGAUAGUGUCCGUCUUGCCGUCAUAAAAAAAAAUACCAACUGCUGUGAUUCAUUAAUAAUCGUACAAACUUAUGAUACCUCAAAGUGUUUGGCUGCCAUAUUGAAACCGUUAAACAAAAUUAAAAAAAAAAAUCGUAAUGAGAGAAAUUCAAAUUUCGUAAACUUCAGAACUUCUUGACAUGGGAUUUUUGAUCUUAUAUUUGAUAAUAACUUUAAUCAAUUAACAAAAAUAUUCACAAUUAAUCAUUGUCGAAAAUGGUUGGGAUGUCACAAAUCAAAGGACGCCAUCUGUUGCCAUUAUUUACUCUUUAUUGAAUGUAAAAAAUUGUGGGCUCUAUUAGCUACACAAAGUUCCCUGUGUCUUUAUAUUGGAGUGAUGUACGUAAAACGAUUAGCUGAUUGCUCUCUUGCCUACGUCAAAAUUGCUUAUCCCUGUUGGAUUUCAAUAUGGAAUCGCCAAAAUUGCGUGUAUUCACUUUUUAACGUCAGUAUUAUUUCCACCAAGUUCUAUCAAACAUUUGUAACCAUAUUUUAGAGUAACACUGCUACACAGAUAUAAAUAAAUGCCGUACUCGCCGCAUGAUAUAUUAAAAGUACUCUACAAGUUUAGUUAGUAUUUUUUUUUUUUUUUUUUAAUACAAUUAUACUAGCAAUUCAACAAUUGCCUAGCGAAUACAUAUUAAUGUUGAAUUAACUCAUGUUUAAUUAAUCAAUGAAAUCGAGAUAAAUUAAGAUACUAUUUUUGAGUUUGUAAAAAUUACUAUUUCGUAAAGUUGUAAAUCUAUCACAAGGCAAGUCUGCAAAAAUUUGUAUUCAUAAAAUAUUUUCUUCCUCGUACCGUACGUCUGACUGCCAAAUAGAUAUUGUAAGUAACUAGGUAGCGAGAAAAUGGGACUGAUUUGUUUAGACUCGAAUUAAUUUGUAUGUUAUAUGACGUUGCAGAAACGUCGAAGUUGCAUCAAUUAUCAACUUCAAAUAUAGACAAAGUAUAUAGUUAUGAUGUGUAUGUCUACUGAUACCUUUUCUAUUAAAAGUGUGCUUUUUUUUUGUUAUACAAAUGACACAUCUUUUAUUAAAUCAUGAAAACUCCGUGAAAAACUACCGUUCCAUCACUAAACGAAAAUCCAUGGUAAUUAUGUCGUCAUAAAGUUAACAUCAAACUGGUGGUAAAAAUGACAGGAUCAGAAUUACGUCCUUGCAAUUUGUACAUUCAAACAUUCAUGGUACAUCCUUGAUAAAAUAUCCUCAUUUCCCUUGUCAGCUUACGCAACUUAACGCCAAAUAUAUAUAUUUAUAUAGCUGACAAUCCACCACCUGUGAGAAAGCUACAGAUACUAAUAAA